Molecule: messenger RNA, 1179 nt
Organism: Morchella importuna
Lineage: Eukaryota; Fungi; Ascomycota; Pezizomycetes; Pezizales; Morchellaceae
Exons: 2
Coding region: 1-1179 (392 amino acids)
Biological process (GO): acyl-CoA metabolic process
Cellular component (GO): mitochondrion
Molecular function (GO): fatty acyl-CoA hydrolase activity
Source: RefSeq, a predicted model, not a curated record
AUGAAGCUCCAAAAGCCAUGGCUGCAAGCUCUCUCGGAACGAAAUGCUGGGAUCAUCAAUGCUCCGCCCCCGCUCCCGGCUGGCGGGCUCGAGCCGAAGAGGAUGAAGGAUAGCUUCCACAAGCUUGUCCUCCCACUGGCAAAGGAUAAGUGGCUUGUGGAUGGAUAUGUCAACGCAUCUGGCCAGCUGCGUCUUGGAACCCUAUUCCAGGACCUCGAUGCCCUGGCGGGCGUAGUGGCAUACAAGCAUACCGGGCCCGGACCAACCACGGUCACUGCGGCGGUGGACCGUAUCUCCAUCAUCCGCCCGCUCGAAGAGUUCUGCGACCUCGAGCUCAGCGGGUUUGUCUCAUAUGUCGGCAAAUCGUCGAUGGAGAUCUCUCUGGAAGCCCGGCGCAACGGCGUCGAGGGGGAGGAGGGCCUCAUCUUGACAUGCGCCUUCACGAUGGUUGCGCUGAACCCACAGACUAAGCGCGCAACCCCAGUACCCCCACUACUCGUUGAGACGCCGGAAGAGAAGGCGAUAUUUAGCAAGGGAGAGGAGUACCAGAAGGCGAAGAAGGCGCUGCGAGAUGUGUCGCUGGCCAAGCAGACGCCGAAUGACGAGGAGUCGGACUUGAUCCAUCAGAUGUGGAUGGAGCAGCUCCAGUACGAGGACCCGCAGUCUAAGCUCUCAAAGCCCGAGAACACAAGCUACAUGUCUACUACCACUAUGGCGUCCACGUCGAUCAUGCAGCCGCAGUAUCGCAACCGUCACUCAUUCAUGAUCUUUGGUGGGUAUCUUCUGAAGAGCACUAUGGAGCUUGCGUUCUGCUGUACCUCUGCGUUUGCGCACUCGCGGCCGAUGUUCUUGAGUCUUGACCCGAGCACGUUUGAUGCGCCGGUGCCCGUGGGGAGUAUCUUGUACUUGACCGCGACGGUUGCCUAUACCGAGCCGUACAAGGGUGGGAGUAGGGUGCAGGUCAGAGUUGGAAGUAAGGUGAGAGAUGUGGAGCAUGGAAGUGUUGUCGAGACGGGCGUGUUCAAUUACUCCUUCUUUGUGGAGGGUGAUCUGAAGGUCAUGCCAAGGACAUAUGGUGAGUUUGUAAUGUACGUGGAUGCGAGGAGAAGAGCGAAGCAGAAUGAGCUGUUGCCUGAUACCUCUGAUAUCAAUGCGGCUAAGACGAGGGUGAUGGAGUAG